GAAUCACGUCACUGAAAAUGUUGCCAACUCGAGAUGCUUUGAAAGUUUACGUAACUUUGACCAUUCAUAAUUGGAACUUUAUUUUAUAUUAUUAAGAACAAUAGUCGUUGAGAAAAUAGAGCGUUGUUUUCAACCAAACGGUUAACAUAGUACGUGCAGUGGCUCUCUUUAUGAACCUUAAUUUAUGUGGGCGAACAGGCUUGUGAUUAUCCGAGCAUGGUCGGAAGUCUUGAAGGCAACUAAAGUUCAACCGUGUAAGUUGUGUCGUCGCAAAACAAAUGGAAGCAAAAUAUAACAGUGCCGACGCGACUUUUACUCCCGAUCCAGGGGGGGCAGAAGCAACACAAGAUGCCUCCUGUGAACAAAGCUCGGAGGGAAUUAUCGCUAGACAGAUGAGUGAACAGGGCCGAUUUGCCUAUGCUGCACUGUGUGGUGUCUCACUGGGACAGUUGUUUAACGGGGAUGAAAACAGUGUGUUCAGGGAACAGUACCUACAGGGCCUGGUCCACUGGCUUGCCCUGGAUGAGUCUGUGAUGCCUGUCAUGGGGGCCUUCCUGUCAGGCCUGGGCUUUGAGGGCUCUGACACCUUCCUAUCCAUCCUGCAAGCUGAAUCACUAAUGUCUACAGGCGGCAUCCCCAUUAUACAGGACUUGGUGUCUUUCUCUGUCAAAGAUGGCCACUACGAUGCCAGAGCGAGGGUGCUCAUCCGGCACGUCGGCUGCCUGUUUCGAGUGUCCCCGCAAGAGCUGGAGGACUUUGAGGAGACGCUUGGAGAAAGGCUGACAGAAGGAGGAGAGGAGAGCGAGGAAGAGUCAUCCCGGCGACGGAGGAAAGAAAGAGGUCGAAAAUUAAGACGCUACUUCCUCAUUGGACUCGCAACAGUCGGUGGUGGAACAUUGAUUGGUGUGACUGGUGGGCUGGCAGCCCCCUUAGUGGCAGCAGGGGCCGGCGCCGUACUCGGAGCUGGAGGGGCUGCCGCUCUGGGCUCAGCAACUGGCAUAGCAAUCAUGGCCUCUCUUUUUGGAGCAGCCGGGGCGGGACUUACCGGGUACAAGAUGAAUAAGUGUGUUGGUGCAAUCGAGGAAUUUGAAUUUCUGCCGCUCAGCUCUGGAAAGCGUCUUCACCUUACCAUAACAGUGACGGGGUGGCUCUGCACUGGUAAAUACAGCUCAUUCCAGGCCCCUUGGUGCAGCCUGGGAGAGUGCGGAGAGCAGUACUGCUUGGUGUGGGAGUCGCGUUUCCUUAGGGACCUGGGCUCAGCCAUGACCUCUCUUUUGGAUGGGCUUGUUAGCAUGAUGGCCCAGGAGGCCUUGAAGUACACAGUUCUCUCAGGUAUCGUAACGGCUCUGACAUGGCCCGCUUCUUUGCUGGCGGCUGCCAGUGUCAUUGACAAUCCCUGGUGUGUUUGUCUGAACCGCUCGGCCGAGGUGGGGAAACACCUUGCUCAGGUUUUGAGAAGCAGGCAACAGGGGAAGCGGCCAGUGAGUCUGAUAGGAUUCAGCCUUGGGGCCAGAGUUAUCUACUUCUGUCUUCAGGAGCUCGCGAACGAUCAAGAGCAACAAAAGACUGAGAAAGUUGAAGAAUGCUCAUCAAACACCUGUUUGGAACAUUUUACAGGUAGUGAAGGUGUUGUUGAGGAUGUGGUCCUGCUAGGUGCUCCUGUAGAUGGCUCGGAAAAGGCAUGGGAGAGAAUGACCAGGGUGGUGGCUGGAAAAAUAGUCAAUGGAUACUGCAGAGGGGAUUGGCUCCUGGGGUUCUUGUACCGAAGCUCAGCUGCUCAGCUCUGUGUUGCUGGGCUACAGCCAAUCAGCACCCAGGAUCGCCGUGUUAUCAAUGUAGACCUCUCCUCUGUGGUGAAAGGUCACUUAGACUACAUGCGUCAAAUGGAAACCAUUUUGGUCGCGGUGGGAAUUCCUACCAAAGAAGUCCCGGGAUCUUCCUUCGUGCUUCCUCAGCCUGUAACUAUUUCUAAGGACCUAGUAGAUGCCCCGGACAAAAUCCAAAUCAUGCAGCAGUUGCGGGAAACCCAAAGUCCAGUCCAGCAGGCUGAGACUCUUAUGGAAGAUAUUGGUGAGGACUCAACAAGGACAACGGAGAUCGCCGAUGGCUGGGAUGUCCCUGAUAUCUCAGACCUGUUGGAUGCUAUCACUAGUGACGAUAAUGUGUCAAAAAGUCCACCCAGCGACAGGAACAAUGUGCCUCCCUGUCAGGAGAGUGCCACUAACCACAGACCUGUUUUUAAUGAGAAUGAAGAGCAGGACGAUGACCGCGUCUCAUGGAGCUGGGAUGAUCCAUAUUGGACUGAGGAGCACAGUCAUACACAAAGCGGACCGAAAAUCUAAGAAGGCUGCUCUAGGACCAGCUGCUUCAUUCAAGAUUUUUACCCACUAUUUGUUUUAGUAUUGAAGAGUCUUUUGAGGAAUGGAGGAAUUUUAACAAACUUGUCAUGUGAAUUGGAUUCUGUACAAAAAUUGAAGGCACUGGGGGGCGGUUUAGGGCAGGGACGGGCUGUGCGUGGGCCGAAUGCAGGCCCCGACCACACUCUGAGUGGCCCCUUGAUUACAAAAAAAGAAGAAAAAUUGGCGCAGGAGGUUGAAAAAAAAUGUAUUUGCAACAACAACAAAAUAUUUACAACCCCCCCCCCCCACCCCGAU
Molecule: messenger RNA, 2654 nt
Organism: Hippocampus zosterae (dwarf seahorse)
Lineage: Eukaryota; Metazoa; Chordata; Actinopteri; Syngnathiformes; Syngnathidae
Gene: tmco4
Product: transmembrane and coiled-coil domains 4
Exons: 15
Coding region: 279-2342 (687 amino acids)
Source: RefSeq, a predicted model, not a curated record